Molecule: messenger RNA, 5738 nt
Organism: Salvelinus fontinalis (brook trout)
Lineage: Eukaryota; Metazoa; Chordata; Actinopteri; Salmoniformes; Salmonidae
Product: receptor-type tyrosine-protein phosphatase S-like
Biological process (GO): protein dephosphorylation
Molecular function (GO): protein tyrosine phosphatase activity; protein binding
Source: RefSeq, a predicted model, not a curated record
AUCCUGUAUGAUAAUGGUCAGAGUGUUGAGGUGGAUGGGAAACAGAACCAGAAGCUGAUAACAGGUCUGCAGCCGGAAACACAGUACUCCUUCCUGUUGACUAACCGUGGCAACAGUGCCGGGGGACUACAGCACCGCGUAACCGCGACGACCGCCCCGGACGUGCUGCGCUCCAAACCCACGCUGGUGGGGAAGACCAACGCAGACGGGAUGGUGACUGUUCAACUACCGCCCGUACAGACCACCACUACCGUCAGGGGUUACUAUGUGGUGGUGGUUCCUCUGAAGAAACAGAGAGGAGGGAAGUUCUUGAAGCCUGGUGACAACCCUGAUCAGAUGAACCUAGAUGAGCUCCUGAAAGAGAUCAACAGGACCAGUGUGAGCCAGGCGCUGCGUGUCCGUCGCCAGGUCCCGGCCAGCCAAUCAGAUCCCAGGGCCUAUGUUUCCGCCCACUUUAAGACCCUCCCCCAGGAGUUCACCCUCGGUGAUGGGAGGAGCUAUGGGGAGUUCCGGAACCGCCCCCUGCAAAACGGACAGGAAUAUGUGUUCUUCGUGCUGGCGCUGCUAGACCUGUCUAAUAAUACAAUGUAUUCAACCAGCCCUUACUCUGACCCCGUGACCUCCAACGACGUGGAUCCUCAGCCAAUCGUAGACGAGGAGGAGGGGCUUCUGUGGGUGGUGGGGCCGGUAAUGGCUGUCAUCUUCAUCGUCUGCAUCGUCAUCGCCAUCCUGCUCUUCAAGAGUAAACCAGACAGGAAAAGAGCUGAGGCGGAGGGAAGGAAGGCUAGUUUCCCCUGCAGCAAGGCCAUGUCCUCUCACCAUCCUACAGAUCCUGUGGAGCUACGCAGAAUCAACUUCCAGACCCCAGGCAUGGCUAGUCACCCACCUAUCCCCAUCUCUGAGCUCGCUGAUCAUCUAGAACGUCUGAAAGCCAACGACAACCUGAAGUUCUCUCAGGAAUAUGAGUCCGUUGACCCCGGACAGCAGUUCACCUGGGAGCAGUCUAACCUGGAGGUCAACAAGCCAAAGAACCGCUAUGCGAACGUCAUCGCCUACGACCACUCCAGGGUUCUACUGUCCAGCAUCGAGGGUAUCCCAGGCAGCGACUACAUCAAUGCUAACUACAUUGAUGGCUACCGUCGUCAGAACGCCUACAUAGCGACGCAGGGCUCUCUCCCCGAGACCUUCUGUGACUUCUGGAGACUGGUUUGGGAACAGCACACGGCCAACAUCAUCAUGAUGACCAAGCUCGAGGAGAAAUCCCGGGUAAAAUGUGAUCAGUACUGGCCUACCAGAGGAACAGAGACAUACGGCCUGAUACAGGUUACUCUGCUGGACACUGUAGAGCUGGCUACAUACUCUGUUAGGACCUUCGCUCUCUACAAGAGUGGCUCCAAUGAGAAGCGUGAGAUUCGUCAGUUCCAGUUUACAGCCUGGCCGGACCACGGGGUCCCCGAACACCCCACCCCCUUCCUGGCCUUCCUACGACGGGUCAAGGCCUGCAACCCUCCAGACGCAGGACCCAUGGUCGUACACUGCAGUGCUGGAGUGGGCCGGACUGGUUGUUUCAUCGUGAUUGACGCCAUGGUGGAGCGAAUCAAACACGAGAAGACAGUUGACAUCUACGGUCACGUGACCCUCAUGAGGUCCCAGCGGAACUACAUGGUGCAGACGGAGGAUCAGUACGCCUUCAUUCACGACGCGCUGCUGGAAGCCGUCGCCUGCGGCAACACCGAGGUUCCGGCGCGAAACCUUCACGCCUACAUCCAGAGACUGACCCAGAUAGAACCGGCGGAGAACGUCACGGGCACGGAACUGGAGUUCAAGCGGUUGGCCAGUGCGAAGGCCCACACCUCCAGGUUUGUGAGUGCCAACCUGCCGUGUAACAAGUUCAAGAACCGUCUGGUGAACAUCAUGCCCUAUGAGUCCACCAGGGUCUGUCUGCAGCCAAUCAGAGGAGUGGAGGGGUCAGACUACAUCAACGGCAGCUUCAUAGAUGGAUACAGGCAGCAGAGGGCUUAUAUAGCCACCCAGGGCCCGCUGGCUGAGACUACUGAGGACUACUGGAGAAUGUUGUGGGAACACAACUCUACCAUAGUGGUCAUGUUGACUAAACUGAGGGAGAUGGGCCGGGAGAAGUGCCAUCAGUACUGGCCAGCAGAACGCUCAGCCAGGUACCAGUACUUUGUGGUGGACCCCAUGGCUGAGUACAACAUGCCCCAAUACAUCCUACGAGAGUUCAAAGUCACCGAUGCCAGGGACGGUCAGUCUCGGACGGUUCGUCAGUUCCAGUUCACUGAUUGGCCGGAGCAAGGAGUGCCAAAAUCAGGGGAGGGGUUUAUUGAUUUCAUUGGUCAGGUGCACAAAACUAAAGAGCAGUUUGGUCAGGACGGACCAAUCACGGUGCACUGUAGUGCUGGUGUGGGGAGGACAGGGGUCUUCAUCACUCUGAGUAUCGUUCUGGAGAGGAUGAGAUAUGAAGGAGUAGUGGACAUCUUCCAGACUGUCAAGAUGCUGCGAACACAGAGACCUGCUACAGUUCAGACUGAGGACCAGUACCAGUUCUGUUACCGGGCCGGUCUGGAGUAUCUGGGUAGCUUCGACCACUAUGCAACAUAAUACCUCCCCUGGUCGCGUCCCAAACAACACCCUAACUCCCUGUGUAGUGCACUACUUUAGACCACAGUGUAUUCUCACUUCUUUGGCCCAGUGUGUACACUCAAAAGUAGAGUACUACUGGUUAGUGCACUACACAGGUAAUAGGGGCCAUUUGAGAUUAGGCCUCCACCUCCAGAGGGCAGGGCACCGAUGGCUUCACUCCUCCCCCAAAACGAGCACCUAAACUGAGCCAUAUUUGCGUGUCUGACCGGGGGAUACCUCCAGACCCAACCCAAACCCACUCACUACUCAGUCAGAAGUGCACUACUUUGUGCACUAUAUAGGGAAUAGGGCGCCAUUUUGGACGCAAACUGACACUACUUAAACAAUGGAUUGAGGAUUCAAUGGAUUGAUAAUGGAACAAGUCUUUACAUGGUAAAGGUAGACGGUUAGGGGAACUCACGUCAUUCACAGUGGAACAAGUCUUUACAUGGUAAAGGUAGACGGUUAGGGGAACUCACGUCAUUCACAGUGGAACAAGUCUUUACAUGGUAAAGGUAGACGGUUAGGGGAACUCACGUCAUUCACAGUGGAACAAGUCUUUACAUGGUAAAGGUAGACAGUUAGGGGAACAAGCAACACCCACCUAGAUAUGUACGAGACUACAGUAGGAUGACAAACACACCAUCAAAACAACUUUGGACAUUUUUUGUUAUUUUAUCAAGAAAGUCCACUUUCUGUUUUCCGUCACGGAUUGAUUGAUUGGACAUUGUGGGGACGAUGCAGAGAGAGACUUUUGAGGAGUGGAAAAUUGCCAAUUUGAGGAUUGAAACUGAAAGGAACAAACGGUAUUAAUGAAACGAGACACCUUGGAAUCACAGGUGAUGAAAGACACCAGGAGGACUUUUGUUUGGGGACGGAAUGUUGUUUCAGGUGAAUGAAGAAGGAGAGGAGGAGGAAGAGGAGGAAGAGGAAGAUAUUUCUACAGUAAUAAGUAAUAAUGAGCUCAAUUCAAUCAAAUCCGCAUUCCGGUAUUUACACAGUAGUUGUUUAUUUUACCCAUGGUCAAAUGAUCAAAUGACAUGACAGAAUGGUUAUAGGGGUGAUGUAAACACCUACCACUGACAGGUAGACUCCACUGCCAGGUAGACUCCACGGCCAGGUAGACUCCACGGCCAGGUAGACUCCACGGCCAGGUAGACUCCACGGCCAGGUAGACUCCACGGCCAGGUAGACUCCAUGGACAGGUAGACUCCACGGCCAGGUAGACUCCAUGGACAGGUAGACUCCAAGGCCAGGUAGACUCCACUGGCAGGUAGACUCCACGGCUAGGUAGACUCCACGGCCAGGUAGACUCCACGGCCAGGUAGACUCCACGGCCAGGUAGACUCCACGGCCAGGUAGACUCCACGGCCAGGUAGACUCCACGGCCAGGUAGACUCCACGACCAGGUAGACUCCACGGCCAGGUAGACUCCACGGCCAGGUAGACUCCACUGCCAGGUAGACUCCACGGCCAGGUAGACUUCACGGCCAGGUAGACUCCACGGCCAGGUAGACUCCACGGCCAGGUAGACUCCACUGACAGGUAGACUCCACUGCUAGGUAGACUCCAAGGCCAGGUAGACUCCACUGGCAGGUAGACUCCACGGCCAGGUAGACUCCACGGCCAGGUAGACUCCACGGCCAGGUAGACUCCACGGCCAGGUAGACUCCACGGCCAGGUAGACUCCACGGCCAGGUAGACUCCACGGCCAGGUAGACUCCACUGACAGGUAGAUGCUUCCAGCUCACAGAAGUGUGGGUACGUGAAGACACUGUGUAAACAUUUCUAAAUGCAAGUUUGAUUGAAUAGCUGCCUAUGUGUCUCUAUUGAAGAGGAAUUAGGAAAGUGGUUAAAAAUCCCCACAAAGUAUAAACAACAUCUCGUUUUGUAGUACUAUAUAGAUCUGUAACUAUCUUUUGGGGUUUUUGUACAGACUUGUGACUUUGUCUCGACCUACGAUGGCGACAAGGUUGCAACGAAUUUCUUUAGUAUUGUAGUUUUUUGUUGUUAAAGCUGUGUUACUGUUAAAAAACUGUGGUACUGUUUUAAUGUGUACAAUCAAGCAAAGUCAAAUGGUUUACAGUUGACUUUACACCGUUAUCGAUGUGUCACACUCCUCUGUCAUGUUCGUGUUCCUGCAGUCUCUCUCUCGCUCUCUCUCUGUCUCUCUCUCUCUCUAUUUAACUAUCAAUCCUUACUGGGUUGCUGGACUCUCGUCUUCUCAUCAUCUCAUAAUCAGUGGGGCUAGGAAUAUUUCCUUUCCUGACCAUGUGACCUGACCAGGAGAAACUCUAAACUCCUAGCCCUAAUCCUCAGUACUUAGGCCAAUACAUGGCAGCCAUUUUGACAUGGCGGCCAUUUUGAAUGACUAGGUACCAGCUAAGUAGGAUUCUGCUGCUAUCAAAACACUCAACUUUUCCACCAGACAGUGAUGUAUACAGGUUAUACUAACCAGUGUAUACUACAGUGUACUAAUGUAGAUACAAACCAGUGUAUACUACAGUGUACUACUGUAGAUACUAAACAGUGUAUACUACAGUGUACUACUGUAGAUACUAACCAGUAUAUACUACAGUGUACUACUGUAGAUACUAAACAGUGUAUACUACAGUACUACUGUAGAUACUAAACAGUGUAUACUACAGUGUACUACUGUAGAUACUAAACAGUGUAUACUACAGUGUACUACUGUAGAUACUAAACAGUGUAUACUACAGUGUACUACUAUAGAUACAAACCAGUGUAUACUACAGUGUACUAAUGUAGAUACUCAACAGUGUAUACUACAGUGUACUACUGUAGAUACUAAACAGUGAAUACUACAUUGUACUACUGUAGAUACUAAACAGUGUAUACUACAGUGUACUACUGUAGAUACAAACCAGUGUAUACUACAGUGUACUACUAUAGAUACAAACCAGUGUAUACUACAGUGUACUACUGUAGAUACUAACCAGUGUAUAUUACAUACUAACGAGAAAGGCCCAGUUAUGACAGAAACACAGAUGUAUGCACAUAAAUUGCUAGAUAGAAGCAAAGUAUUUGUCCCAAUAAGCUUCACUAAGAGAUCUCUCAACAAGGAAGGAAAAGAGGGA